Messenger RNA from Nerophis lumbriciformis (worm pipefish), 480 nucleotides. The record is from RefSeq and is a predicted model, not a curated record. Lineage: Eukaryota; Metazoa; Chordata; Actinopteri; Syngnathiformes; Syngnathidae.
AUGAACCCCAUCAUUGCACCCCUUGAGUGGCUUCUGGGUACCUGGCGGUCAGAAGAACCCGGGAAUGGCUGCUUUCCCACCAUCCAACCUUUCCGCUACUCUGAGACACUUCAGUUCAGUCACGUCGGGCAGCCUGUCGUCAACUUCUCGUUCAACGCCUUCCACUUGGACUCCAAAAAGCCUCUGCACAGAGAGUGCGGUUUCAUGCGAAUGCAGCCGGGGACCAACAAAGUGGCUUUUAUUUCGGCCCAGAAUACAGGUCUGGUGGAGAUCGAAGAGGGUGAGCUCAGUGGCCAGCAGCUUAACCUGCGUAGUCACACCAUCGCCAGAAUCUCCUUUGCUAAGGAGCCUCACGUUAAGGAGAUUUCACGAACGUUUCAGCUCCAUACAGACGGGAGACUGGAGCAGAGGGUUUCCAUGGCAACAGACAGCCAGCCGCUCACAGAGCACUUGCGCAUAGUUUACGUCCGGUCAUCUUGA